AUGUUUAUCAAAAGGGCGCGGCCACGCCCAUCCGCCAGGGCGAGGACGCGGGACGUUGAGGAUGAGGAGCCGGCUGCGAGCUCGCCGCUCGCUGAAUCUGGUGCGGCUGCGGCCGAAGAAGGCGGCGAGGACGAGGCCGGCUCCGUCCUGAACCGCGUCAAAGCGAAGAAGAAGGGCAUGAAGGGGAAAGGUGGGAGAUUGAGCUUCGCUGGAGAUGUCGACUCUGGCGACUCUUCAACCGCGUUCAAGCAGAAGAAGUCGCUGCUCUCGCAAGCGCUGCGCGCGAGCACGCCGAUCGCGUCAUCACAAGCUGCUGCCGCGUCUUCCUCCCAAUCCUACUCAGCCGAGUACCUCUCGGAAUUGAAAGCCGCAACACCUACGCGUGCGCCGGCGGCGGACGACGACGACGACUCGGGGAACCUCAGCCGAGCUGCGCGGGACAAGUACGCGUCGGUCAUCGACGCAGACAGCGCCGCGGGGAUCCCCGACCCAGUGGCCAUCGCGGCCGCUAAGAAUAGACGCAAAGCGGUGGUCGAAGCAAAGCGUCACGGCAUCGAGCCCGGCGAGGACUUCAUCUCGCUGGGGAAGGAGCCGCAUCCCGAAUCCCGCCUGAUGCGCGAGGAGGACGAGGGCGAGGACGGGGAUGAGGACCUGGCGGACUACACAGGCGCCAACGACCGGUUAUACCUCGGCAAGAACGCGAACAAGCGGGCGGCGCAGCGGUUGAAAGGCGAGAUUGGAGAGCUGAUCGAGGACCACGAGAUGGAGAGCGAGUCGGAUGAGGAGACGCGGGAGUGGGAACGCAGCCUCGUUGAGCGCGGUGGUGUGCAGCAGGACGCACCGAAGCCUCAGAAGGUCAAGACUGCUGGGUAUAUCCCAACACCUAUCCCCGCGUCCAGACCAGUGCCAACCAUCAGCUCUGCCGUCGGUCGGAUAGAGCAGCGCAUGGCGGCGCUUAAGGCGACAACGGAGGAACACGAACGCAACCUGGAGAACGCGACCAGGGAACUUGUUCUUCUCGAAGAACAGGAGCGCGACCUUCGCAAGCAGGUCGAGAGCACAGAGGGCAAGCGAGCCUGGGUCGAAGAAUUCCAGGGUUGGGUCGAGACGCUGGGCCACUUCCUCGAGGAGAAAGUGCCGCUGCUGGACGUGAUCGAGAAGGAUGCGAACCGGUUCGCGCAGGAACGCGCCGAACGCAUCUCCGUCAGGCGGGCCGGCGACGAUUCGGACGAUCUCGCGCUCGUGCUCGGUGUAGCUGCGAACCAGACACGGCCAGAGGAGCAGAGUGCGAGCGAGAGUGCACCGAAUUCGGAUGCGCGCAAGAUCCGUAGGCAAGCCCACGCCGAUCGCCGCGCCAGGAGGCGAGGUAUCGUAGCUGCGCCAGACGACGACGGUCUCUCGACCGACGACGAGCUUGACGGCGACCUUGCGGAUGACUACGAGGCCGCGCAGCAUGAAAUCGAACGCCGCGUCCAUGGGCUGCUCGAGGACGUCAAGGCGGAAGACUUGCGCGAUCCCGAGGUUGGCGCUGCUGUGCGCUUCGCCGAAUGGCGCAAGCGGUAUCCGGAGGAGUACGAGGGCGCGUUCGGCGGCCUGUCGCUCGUGCAGGCUUGGGAGUUUUGGGCGCGCGGUGAGAUGGUUGGCUGGGAUCCAGUACGAAGUGACGCGACGCUCGAUUCGUUCAGGUGGUACCGCGGGUUGUACGAGUACUCGCGACCGAGAAUGGAAGACGACGAUGACGAUGACGCGAUGGAUCUCGAGCCCGACGUCGCACCCGAGGGCGACCAAGCUGUCGAGAUGGUCUCGAAGCUCGUUGUCCCGAACCUGCUCAGUGCCCUCGAGAAAUACGACCCCUACUCAGCGAGGCAGACACGCAAGCUCCGCGACGUCGUCGACUUUGUCGGAAUGCUUCUAGGUGAGGACCACAGGAAAUACCAGGACCUCGUGCGCUGCGUGAUCGGCGUCUACUCAUCACACAUAGCCUCACUGGCCACAGCAGUUGCUGGUGCGGCGGGGCCGAUAGCGACACGCGCUCCGCCGUACAACCCCGCCGCACGGAGCGCGAUGCAGCGCUUUGUGCGCCGACGAAUCAAGCUGCUUGCCAACCUCGGGCAGUGGCGACGCCUCGCCCUUGACGUCAAAGACCUCACGGCGCGGGUAGUCAGCCUUACGCUCCGACCUAUGCUUGCCAAAACGUGGUCCGAGGGUGGUGGCGACGAGAUGGGCGCCAAGGUCCUCGCGGUGGCGAAGGAGUUGCCGCCAAACCUCGUCCAGUUCCUACAGACGGGGAGGUAA
Molecule: messenger RNA, 2295 nt
Organism: Cutaneotrichosporon cavernicola
Lineage: Eukaryota; Fungi; Basidiomycota; Tremellomycetes; Trichosporonales; Trichosporonaceae
Exons: 4
Coding region: 1-2295 (764 amino acids)
Biological process (GO): mRNA splicing, via spliceosome; spliceosomal complex disassembly
Cellular component (GO): nucleus; U2-type post-mRNA release spliceosomal complex
Molecular function (GO): DNA binding
Source: RefSeq, a predicted model, not a curated record